GUGUCUAAUGGACAUCAAUGGUUGUUUUCCCUACUAUUUGGAACCAUUGAUGAUCUCUAUAAUAAUACCUUGAAGUUAUUGGCUUAUUAGUAACGCUAGGUCGGCACUUUGACUCAUCUGUUUUCGAUCAAGAUGGCACCAUCUCCUAAGAAGAAGUGCGGUGUCCUCGGUGCCACAGGCUCUGUGGGCCAGAGGUUUAUCCUCUUGCUCGCCGAUCACCCUUUUCUAGAGCUUCAUGCCGUCGGUGCAUCGGAGCGCUCAGCCGGCAAGGCCUACAAGGACGCCGUAAGAUGGAAGCAGACUACGGCUAUGUCUGAGAAGCUCAGCAACCUUGUUCUCCGGGAUUGCAAAGCCUCUCAAUUCGCCGACUGUGAUCUUGUGUUCUCUGGUUUGAACAGCGAUAUCGCGGGUGAAGUUGAAAUGGAGUUCAUCAAGGCCGAGAUCCCCGUAUUUUCAAACGCAAAGAACUAUCGCAAGCACCCCUUGGUUCCCCUCGUUGUGCCAACAGUCAACCCUCAUCACUUUGAUUUGAUCCCUCACCAAAGGAAAGAAUUCGGUUUGAAGAAGGGUUUCCUUGUGUGCAACUCCAACUGCGCGGUCAUUGGUAUCGUCAUCCCCUUCGCGGCUCUCCAGGCCAAGUUUGGCCCUGUUGAAGAGGUCGAAGUCUUUACUGAGCAGGCCUUGUCGGGUGCUGGCUACCCCGGUGUGCCCAGCAUGGACAUCCUGGAUAACGUUAUCCCUUUCAUUAGCGGUGAAGAAGACAAGCUCGAGAACGAGGCUCAGAAGAUCUUGGGUUCUCUGAAUGCAGAUGCUACCGCCUUCGAGGAGCAGGCAGGGCUUCGAGUUGGAGCCACUUGCACUCGGGUCCACGUUACCGACGGUCAUAUGGCGUUUGUUUCGCUGAGAUUCAAGAACCGCCCAGCGCCCAGCGCCGAACAGGUCGUGCAGGCGCUGAGGGAAUACCAGUCCGAAGCGCAGAAACUGGGGGCUCCUUCUGCCCCUAAGGAGGCGAUUAGGGUAUUCGACGAGGCGGACAGGCCGCAACCAAGACUCGACAGAGACAUCUGCGGCGGAUACACUGUUAGCGUGGGUCGGGUGCGUGAAGGCGCCCAGGGAGGCUACUUUGACCUCCGCUUUGCUGCUCUCUCUCACAACACGGUCAUUGGAGCCGCUGGAUCCUCGAUCAUCAAUGCUGAGAUUGCAGUCCUGAAGGGAUACAUCUGAAAUUAACAAAACGAGUUUAGAUUAGAGUACAUAGGUAAUUAGAAGGCGUUCGAUACCA
Aspergillus caelatus is the source of this 1282-nucleotide messenger RNA. RefSeq names its product aspartate-semialdehyde dehydrogenase family protein. Gene Ontology annotation, biological process: L-threonine biosynthetic process. The transcript is spliced from 3 exons. The record is from RefSeq and is a predicted model, not a curated record. The coding region runs from base 133 to 1224 and encodes 363 amino acids. NCBI's taxonomy places the organism in Eukaryota, Fungi, Ascomycota, Eurotiomycetes, Eurotiales, Aspergillaceae. Gene Ontology annotation, molecular function: protein dimerization activity; aspartate-semialdehyde dehydrogenase (NADP+) activity; NAD binding.